UCUCCGUUCAUUCAACUAAUUCUAUUCCAAAAACCAAGAUGAUUAGACAUAUUUGCCUUGUUUAGGUUAGGUUGUGAAGGAAGGACUAACACACAAACAAAUACAGAGUGUAUUUGUUUGUAUAUAGACCAACCUGACCUGUUGUCAAUAAGUGAUGUGACGCAGAGCGGGUGGGUCUAGAAGAGUGGAACUCUUGAAACUCAGGUCCUGGUCGAUAAAAUACUGCUCGAGCUAUGAAACGCAGUGUUGACGACUGCAGUCUUUUAAGUGGGUUGCUCUAAAUUGGAUGCCCGGGGCAAUUUGUAAAUAGAACAGAAUAGAAUAGAAACACAUUAUUUGCAACAAAACACAAUAGGAAAAACACAAGGAAAUCAGUAAUAGUACUUAGUGCAACGGUGCAAAGGCGAAAGGAGAGGUGAAAUAUAUAAAAACGCUUGAGUAUAACUACUGAAGUCAGUUUUCGAGGCAAAUUCGUUGUUUUAACACGCUCUGCAUGACAGUGCUGGAUACAAAAUGAAGUUUAAUAAAACUGAGACGGAGUACAACAUGAAAUCUAUAAGAUUUCUGCUGUUGACUAUCACAACAAUGUUUAUCAUAAUCGCUGGACUCAUGAUCGUACUGGGAUUCUCGGUGUACUCCCAUUACCACACGUUCUCGUUCUUCUACGAGAGCGCCAAUAGCGGGAGGUUGUUCACGCCCUCAUUGCUAUGUAUUCUUUUGGGCAUGUUCCUGCUGAUCGUCACUCUGUUUGGAUUUUUCGGUAGCAUAAAACAGAGCACUUGCAUGGUGAAUUUGUAUGCACUCAUUUUGGGUAUUAUGCUUAUACUGAAGUUGGUGGUGAUAAUACUGGCGUUCACACUCGACACUGGGGCAAUAAGGGCCAUUUUGUACAUACCGGUAUCUCAAUAUGCAUCAGACCCAGAAAUCGAAAUGGAAAUCGACCGCCUUCAAGUGUCUCUCAAUUGCUGCGGUAGCGAUUCGCUUUUUGACUACGAGGGUAUGGAGUUUACGGGCAACCAUUCCACUACAGUGGUCUCCACAACCAUCAAUGGCAACAGCGUGAUGAUCGUUGUACCAGAAACUUGCUGUAUCACACCGGGCGUAGACAUAUGCGUUAGGAUGAGAGAACGCAGCUGUAAGACCGCAUUGGUGAACCUGUUCUCACAGAACGCUAGCGUGAUUGGCGUUUUGGGGAUUUCUGUUAUGUUCAUACAGUUGCUGGGAAUUAUUUUUGCGUUAUUGCUAGCAAGGUGCAUCCGCAAAGUGAAGAGCGAACGGGGUUUAAUGUCUUGGAGGAUCAAGGAGCAGACGAUAUUGGCACGCCAAAGUGAAGAGACGAAGAAGCAAGAUGCAACCACGGAUGAUCGUGUCUACAUACCACCCCAUGAAUCUAGCACAGCUUAAAAAUAAACCGUCGCUUUAUCCAUCGAGCCAUCACAUAUUUAUAAUCCAUUAUUUUAUUUAUUUACUGUAAAUUACUGAUUAAGAGUUUGUGCUCGGAAUGCUUUAUCAUUUACCACUCUAAAAUACAAUUAAAAUAAGUGCAUACUGAGAAACAUCCAAGUAUAGAUCAAACGCCAUAGUUUUAGCUUGAAAAUGCAAUGAUCCCUCCUAGAUGGCGCUUUUUGUAUCAGCGAUCAGUCGAGGAUUCUGGCCGGAUUUGGGAAGCACUGGUUGUGAUUAUUAUUCUAAUGUACUUCGCCAGUUCUGCAAAUUAUAUAAGUACAUUUUCUGCAAAUAUACUUAUAGUAAUAUAUAUUGGUAGGUACUUCUCAAAAAGUUUAAUCAAAAGUUUAUAAUUAAUGUAUAGGAAACUAACUUUCUUUUUAUUUCAUUCUUCAAUUAUUCAUAUGAAUGUAUUUUAAAAAUAUAUGUAAUACAUUUUACCCUUAUUUUCUUAUGUUUCUCGUUUUUUACCCAUUGGCCGUUCCCUAAUAAAAGUUAACGUGUACACAAUAGAUACGGUAGCCGAGCUGUGAGGGCUUCGGCUCCACUUCCAGGAUCCGAUCGUCGGGGAACUUUUCAAUAGAGUCCGAUCGGCACCUAGAUCUAGCACCGGAGAACGGAUAAACGUUCUCCGAGCUCAUGGUGCUUGAAUUGGAACCCCGCAUUGGUAAUUGCAGCUAUGGUCGACUCCCAAUGAAGUGGACAGACAACUUCAAGGGCGUCGCAGGAAGCCGCUGGACACAAUCGGCACAUAACCAUGGAAUUUGGAACCUACAAAAGAACUACGGGUUAUGAGUAUACAGUUUGUAGUCAAUAUCAUGUCGUUAAGUCAAAUGUCAAUGUCAUUACUUAUGUCAUCACUUGUCUCCCGGCUAGCGUCGCUUACAUGGAAUAUCAUGGUAUUAUUUUAUUAAAGUCCUAAUUUGAAUUCG
This is a messenger RNA of Pararge aegeria (speckled wood butterfly), 2378 nucleotides long. Its product is annotated as CD151 antigen-like. The transcript is spliced from 6 exons. The record is from RefSeq and is a predicted model, not a curated record. Bases 514 to 1404 code for a protein of 296 amino acids. Gene Ontology annotation, cellular component: membrane. Lineage: Eukaryota; Metazoa; Arthropoda; Insecta; Lepidoptera; Nymphalidae.